AUGAAAGGGCACCUACCGGGUCCUGUGAGGCCGUCACUCGUCAUUUUCAGAGAAUUUUCUGCCCUGUCGAAGCUGGGCGUCUUCGGCUCGCACAGAUCUGCCAAGAACAAACGUCUGGAGCGAGCUCUGCAAGUCUUAGAGCUGAUGAAAUCCGAGAAGGUAAAGGUCGAAGGGAAAGAGAACCAUGUACGACUCAUACGGACCUGUCUGGGGGAUCUUCUGGAAGCAAAACCUUCAAGAACACCGCGCUGGAAGGCUGGAGCUUGCCCAGAUGAGGGAGAUCGUUCUGCUUGCCGGGAGUUUCUGUCCAGAGGAGAGCUGGAUGCGACCGCCUUGUCCGGUUUCUUGAGCGGAGGAAGCUUCUUCUCGGGCCUCCAGCUCCAUGCAUUCUCCGUCAAAGCUGGCCUAGACAGGAGCUGCCCAGUUGCCAGCGCUCUGAUCAAGUUAUACGCAGGAAACGGAGGUCUCCAUCAUGCUCACCAAUUGUUUGAUGAAAUGAUUCACAGAAGCACCACCUCCUGGACGGCAAUGAUCGCCGGGUACGCGCAGAAUUCGCAGCUCCAAAAGGCCCUGCAGCUGUUCAUCCAGAUGAGGCAAUCGAGCUCGAAGCCCAACGACUACACCCUCUCUAGCCUUCUCAGCGCCUGUGCCGGCGCCGGUUGCUUAUAUUCAGGGAAGGUCCUUCACUGCCAGGGGAUCCAGAUGGGCUUCAGCUCGCAUCCCCACGUCUCCAACUCCCUGAUCUCCAUGUACGCUAAAUGCGGAAGCAUCGACGACGGCUCCUCCAUCUUCAACCAGAUGGCCACCAGAGAUAUCGUGUCCUGGAACUCCAUGAUCUCCGGGUACGCUCAGCACGGGCUCGCAGCGGAGGCGGUGGACCUGCUGAGGAAGAUGGAGGCGCUUAGCGUGUCCCCCGAUGGCGUCACCUUCCUCGGCGUGCUAUCUUCCUGCCGCCAUGCCGGCCUGGUCGACCUGGCCCGGCGCUGUUUCAACUCCAUGCCGAGCUUCGGAUUGAACCCGGAGCUCGGCCAUUAUUCCUGUAUCGUUGACCUUCUAGGCCGAGCGGGUCAAGUCGAAGAGGCCUUGGACUUCAUCGAGAGGAUGCCCGUUACUCCGAAUGGCGUCAUCUGGGGCUCGCUGCUUUCUUCGUGCAGGGUUCAUGGCAACACUUGUGUCGGCAUCAGGGCCGCGGAGGGGCGGCUGGGGAUGGAACCCGGUUGCGCCGCCACCCACGUCCAGCUGGCGAACCUGUACGCCACCGUCGGAGACUGGCGGCGGGCGGCGAAGGUCAGGAAGGAGAUGAAGGAGAGAGGUGUGAAGACGGUACCCGGGUACAGCUGGAUUGAGGUCGGCGGCGAAGUCCACAUGUUUAGAGCUGAGGACGGGUCAAACACCCAUCUGAAAGAAAUGAUCUCUGUGCUUGAUAGCUUGUUCGACCAGAUGAGGAGCUUCGGCCACGAGUCAAUGACAGAUUCUGACUCGCAAGAGGAGCCGGUUCAGAUCGGACCGUUCACCAGUAAUCCCCGCAAGAACAUCUCCCGUUCGCGAAAUGGUGAAACCGGAUCGAGUCCCUGA
This is a messenger RNA of Spirodela intermedia, 1575 nucleotides long. The record is from the annotation of a GenBank genome assembly. NCBI's taxonomy places the organism in Eukaryota, Viridiplantae, Streptophyta, Magnoliopsida, Alismatales, Araceae.